Molecule: messenger RNA, 862 nt
Organism: Nicotiana tabacum (common tobacco)
Lineage: Eukaryota; Viridiplantae; Streptophyta; Magnoliopsida; Solanales; Solanaceae
Source: RefSeq, a predicted model, not a curated record
UUAAGUUUGUACGUGGAAAAGUUAUUUUUCUAUCUUUGUGCAUUAAUAGCCAUUUCUCCAAACAGUUUUCAUAGAAUAUAUGCUUACAAGUUUCUGGCCUUUUUAAGUGAUCAAGAAGUGAAGAUACAAAAGUGUGAAAGAAGACAAAAUCAGGUUAUAAGUCUUGAGGAUCCUCCAAAUAUUGGAGUAGAUAGCCUUCCGACGUCCCCAUGCAUUGAUAGUGAUUCAGUUACACAGCCUCCUAUACAUGCUCAGGAUCCUCGAAAUGUUGGAAGGUUAGAUGAUCUCGGGAGGUUGAUUAUCGUUCCCGAUAAAGCUGGGUUUCAUCUUUGUACUCAAGCUACAAAAGCUGUUGUUGAAUCAAUGUGUUCAUUUUAUCAUGGACCUUGGAGGUUUUGGUCAGAUGUUCCAUGGAACAUUAGGGGCAGGAUGUUUGAUGAAUUUAGGAUGAAGUGUGCUUGGCCAGUUGAACGUGAGGUAGAGGUACGAGGCGUCUUUUUUAAUAAAUGUGCUGAUAGGUUGAGUGAUAUGCUUCGAGAAGCUCGAAAUAAGAAAGAGAUGCCAGGUUGGAUUACCGAAGAUAUAUGGAUCAAACUAACUGAGUAUUGGGCCUCUAAGGAAUUUGGAAAGAAAAGUGAAUUGGCAAAGGCAGCCUGUUUGUCCGACAAAGGUGGCUCUAUGCACACAGGAGGUUCAAUAAGUAUUGGGGCUCAUCGAAGAAGAUUGUUUAAAUUAAAUCAUAUUUCUUGUCACUGUAUAAAUCAUAUUUCCAAUUUUGCUUCUGUUUAAUUUUAACUAUCAUAAUUCUUGUCAUUGUAUAUAGGGCCAAUAUAAUCUAAUAAAUUCACGACCUUAUUUUUUU